AUGGAUACCGCGUCCAUGGGCCCUGAAGCUCUUCGAGAGCUGAUUCAAGGUCCUUCAGAUGUAGAGUGGUCUUACGAGAUGCGGAGACAAUGUCAGGAGAUUCUCCCGCACCUAUUCCUUGGGCCGUUACAGGCCUCCAAAUCCAUAGAAAUCCUCCAGUCCCUUGGGAUCACACAUAUUGUCUGCAUUCGUGACUCCAAAGAGGCGUUUUCGGUCCGGCCAAGAUUCCCUGAAUCGUUCGCUUACCUGGUCCUGGACGUGCAGGACUCAGAGGAGCAGAACCUGAUCAGCUUAUUCCCGGGCGCGAAGAAAUUCAUUGACGAGGCGAUCGCAAACGGCGGCUCAGUCUUGGUUCAUUGUAACGGCGGAAUCAGUCUGUCCCCCUCGUUCGUGGUGAUGUAUGUCAUGCAGUACUACGGGCUGUCUUGGGAGGACGCGUUGCACAUGGUCCAGAACCGACGGUACUGCAUCUCCCCCAACGGAGGUUUCAUGACUCAGAUCAAGGAAUACGAGUCGAUCUACAAGGCCAAGAAUGUUAUUGCCUCCAACCCACCACGGCUCGCUAACACUCGAAGGAAACGCUCAGAAGAGGACGACGAAGACAACAUUCAGCGGGAAGGAGAGCGGACCAAGCGCGCUUUGAUGGACGACGACGACGACGAUGACGAUGACGACGACGCUAUGCAGACGUAG
Molecule: messenger RNA, 693 nt
Organism: Epithele typhae
Lineage: Eukaryota; Fungi; Basidiomycota; Agaricomycetes; Polyporales; Epitheliaceae
Product: phosphatases II
Exons: 7
Coding region: 1-693 (230 amino acids)
Biological process (GO): regulation of ERK1 and ERK2 cascade; negative regulation of SCF-dependent proteasomal ubiquitin-dependent catabolic process; protein dephosphorylation
Cellular component (GO): nucleoplasm; cytoplasm
Molecular function (GO): protein tyrosine/serine/threonine phosphatase activity; F-box domain binding
Source: RefSeq, a predicted model, not a curated record